Carica papaya (papaya) is the source of this 2732-nucleotide messenger RNA. Its product is annotated as Tetratricopeptide repeat (TPR)-like superfamily protein. Gene Ontology annotation, molecular function: protein binding; zinc ion binding; RNA binding. Lineage: Eukaryota; Viridiplantae; Streptophyta; Magnoliopsida; Brassicales; Caricaceae. The record is from RefSeq and is a predicted model, not a curated record. Gene Ontology annotation, biological process: RNA modification.
UUUGGAUCCAUCAUACGCACACAGAGAAACUGGUAGCUGGGUUAUGAGCUUCUCACUGUUAGCAGAUGGAAGCAUGAGCAUAACCCUCAGUUUCAGAACCCUAAUAACAAAGAAGCAAACUCUUAAAACUUUCAAAACCUAUUUAUCCCCUAACCAUCUUCCUCUUCGAAUUCUCUCUUCACGUUAUUUCACUUCCUACGCUAUCCAAAAUCGUCUUCCAUCACAAGCACAUAACCUGUUCGAUGAAAGUUCUCAACAAGACCUUGGGCAAUACAAUCGCUUACUUUUUGAUUGCUCUCGCAAUUACCGCAACCAAGAAGCCAUUAAAACCUUCUUGGGUAUUCGUCGUUUGAAUCUUCCUAUAAAUGCGUCGACUUUUUCAUGUGUGUUUAAGGUCUGUGGCAGCCUGUUUGAUGAGGUUGUUGGUAGGCAGGUUCACUGCCAAUGUGUCAAGUUUGGUUUUAUGGAGGAUAUCAGUGUUGGUACAUCUCUUGUUGAUAUGUAUAUGAAAACAAAUAAUGCGGAUGAUGGGAGUAGAGUUUUUGAUGAAAUGGGGGAGAGGAACGUGGUUUCAUGGACUUCGUUGCUCUCUGGAUACGCUCAGAGUGGAUUGAAUCAUAUGGUGCUUGAGUUGUUUUCUAAGAUGCUAAUAGGAGGAUUUGAGCCAAACCCAUUUACGCUUGCAACUGUUGCAGGAGCUUUGGCCCAUGAAGGGAUGGGUGAAUAUGGGGUUCAACUUCAUUCAAUUGUCAUAAAGAAGGGUUUCCAGGCAACCACCGAAGUGUGCAAUUCUCUCAUUAAUAUGUAUUUAAAGUCGAGAAUGGUUGGAGAUGCUAGAGCUAUUUUUUGGAGCAUGGUGGAUAAGAAUGCAGUUUCUUGGAAUGGAAUGAUUGCAGGGUAUGCAACAAAUGGCCUUGACUUGGAAGCCUUAAAAUUGUUUUACCUUAUGAGACUUGAUGGUGUAGAAUUAACUCAAUCAAGUUUUGGCCCUCUUAUUAAGAUGUGUGGUAACCUUAAAGAAUUGGGUUUUGCAAGGCAGCUCCACUGUAAGGUUCUCAAGGAUGGGUUUGGAUUUGAUCAAAGCAUCAGGACGGCGCUCAUGAUAGCUUACUGUAAGUGCAGAGAAAUGUGUGAUGCCUUGAAACUGUUCUCCAUGAUGCAAGAAGUACAGAAUGUAGUGUCAAGUACUGCUAUGAUUACUGGGUACUUGCAGAAUGGUGAAAAGGGAGAAGCAGUUAAUCUAUUUAGGCAAGUGAACAGGGAAGGCAUUAGACCAAACCACUUUACUUAUUCUGCAGUUCUAACAGCCGUACCUAUUGUUUCUCCUUUCCAAAUACACGCCCAUGUUAUAAAAGCUAAUUAUGAGAAGUUUCCUACAGUUGGAACUGCUCUCUUAGAUGCUUAUGUUAAGUUAGGAAAUACCAAAGAAGCUGCAAAAGUUUUUGAACUAAUUGACGAGAAGGACAUAGUGGCAUGGUCAGCACUAUUGUCGGGCUAUGCUCAGAUAGGAGAGACUGAGGAAGCUGUAAAAACAUUUAUCAGGCUGUUGAAGGAGGGGAUCAAACCCAAUGAAUUUACCUUUUCCAGUGUCAUAAAUGCCUGUGCUACUCCUACAGCAGCCGUAGAACAGGGGAAACAAUUUCAUGCAUGUUCAAUCAAAUCAAGACUUAAUAAUGCUUUGUGCGUCAGCAGUGCUCUUGUCACAAUGUAUGCUAAGAGAGGUAAUAUUGAGAGUGCAAAUGAAGUUUUCGGGAGGCAAGGGGAGAGAGAUCUAGUAUCAUGGAAUUCAAUGAUCUGUGGGCAUGCUCAACAUGGGCAUGCAAACAAAGCUCUGAGUGUAUUUGAAGAGAUGAGGAAACAAAACAUGGAAAUGGAUGGGAUAACAUUUAUUGGCAUCAUAACUGCCUGUGCUCACGCUGGAUUAGUGGUUGAAGGUGAAAGAUAUUUUACUAUAAUGAGGAAAGACCACCAGAUUGAUGCUAAAAUGGAACACUAUUCUUGCAUGGUUGACCUGUAUAGCAGAGCUGGAAGGCUAGAAAAGGCCAUGAACAUCAUAAAUGAGAUGCCAUUUCCUGCAGGAGCAACUGUAUGGCGAACAAUUUUGGCUGCUUGCCGCAUUCACCUUAAUUUAGAGCUGGGAAAGUAUGCUGCGGAAAAGCUAAUUUCACUUCAGCCACAAGACUCUGCUGGUUAUGUCCUUUUAUCCAAUAUUUAUGCUACAGCGGGAAAGUGGCAGGAAAGAGCUGAAGUGAGGAAGUUGAUGGACAAGAGAAAAGUCAAGAAAGAGGCUGGGUACAGUUGGAUUGAGGUGAAGAAUAAGACCUAUUCAUUCUUGGCUGGGGAUGAUUCACACCCUAGUUCAGAUCAAAUCUAUAUGAAACUUGAAGAAUUAAGCACCCGCCUAAAGGAUUUCGGUUACCAGCCUGAUACAAAUUAUGUUCUUCAGGAUAUUGAUGAUGAACACAAAGAAGUCAUUCUUUCCCAACACAGUGAGAGACUGGCAAUAGCAUUUGGGUUGAUUGCCACUCCACCUGGAACUAGUCUCCAGAUUGUUAAGAACCUUAGAGUUUGUGGAGAUUGUCACACUGUAAUUAAGUUAAUAACGAUGAUAGAAAGAAGAGAAAUAGUUGUAAGGGAUACAAAUCGAUUCCAUCAUUUUAGGGGAGGCAUUUGCUCUUGCAGAGACUUCUGGUGAUGUUCUAUUCUCGUUAUAUACUGAAGCUUUUACAAGA